AUGUUGAAAGCUGUCAUUUUAGUUGGCGGUCCUUUAAAAGGCACCCGAUUUCGUCCGCUUUCAUUGGACAUUCCAAAACCAUUGUUUCCUGUUGCUGGACUGCCAAUGAUUCAACAUCACAUAGAAGCGUGCGCUAAAGUUCCAAAUCUCAAAGAAAUAAUUAUUCUAGGUUAUUAUCCUCCUAAUGAUUUAUCUAAUUUCAUUUCUGAAAUGGCUCAAAAACAUGACGUUGUUAUAAGAUAUUUUCAAGAAUUCAGAUCUCUAGGAACAGCUGGAGGAAUGUACCAUUUCCGUGAUCAGAUAAUGUUUGGAAACCCAUCAGGGUUUUUCUUAUUGCAUGGAGAUGUUUGUGCAGAUUUUCCCCUACAAGACAUUUUGUCAUUUCACGAAGAGAAAGGAAAUUCGUUAAUUACAAUUAUGGCCACAGAAACGAGCAAAGAACAGGCCUUAAAUUAUGGAUGUAUUGCCAAACAUCCUAUGCUUGACUAUAUGACUCACUACGUUGAGAAGCCAUCGACAUUUGUGUCCAAUUUGAUUAGUUGUGGAGUUUACUUUUGUUCUGUUGAGCUUUUCGAAACGUUGAAGACUACUUUUAAAAGGAAGCAGGAAAAUGCUUAUAAUGGCUUAGAGCUUAACGGAAAGGACUGUGAAGCAAUGCAGCUCGAAGAAGAUGUUCUCACUCCGCUGGCAGGAACUGGAAGAGGUUACGUCUACGUAACGUCAAAAUGGUGGUCUCAGUUGAAAACGGCAGGAGCAGCCAUUUAUGCCAACCGUCACUACCUCGGACUGUAUAGGACAUCUCAGCCAAUGAGGUUAGCUCCUAAUUCUAAAACUGUUACUGGAGAUGUCUUUAUUCAUCCGACUGCAGACGUUGAUCCAACUGCUUAUAUUGGUCCAAAUGUUAGCAUUGGGCCUGAUGUUACGAUUGGUGCUGGAGUAAGAUUAAAGGAUACGAUAGUUCUGGACGGAGCGACUAUAGGAAGCCAUACUUUAGUGAUCAAUACUAUUGUCGGUCGUCACGUCAAAAUUGGCAGUUGGGCCCGAGUGGAAGGAACUCCGUGUGAUCCUAAUCCUAACAAGCCGUUUGCAAAGAUGGACAACCUACCACUGUUCAACAAAGAUGGAAGGCUCAAUCCUUCUAUAACUAUUCUAGGUUGCAGCGUGAAGGUACCCUCAGAGGUUAUUCUUUUAAACUCCAUUGUUCUUCCAUAUAAAGAACUCACAAGAAGCUUUAAGUAUGAAAUAAUUCUUUAA
Nezara viridula (southern green stink bug) is the source of this 1254-nucleotide messenger RNA. The record is from the annotation of a GenBank genome assembly. Lineage: Eukaryota; Metazoa; Arthropoda; Insecta; Hemiptera; Pentatomidae.